Strongyloides ratti is the source of this 1437-nucleotide messenger RNA. RefSeq names its product Smarcd3b. The transcript has a single exon. Gene Ontology annotation, cellular component: SWI/SNF complex; nucleus. The record is from RefSeq and is a predicted model, not a curated record. NCBI's taxonomy places the organism in Eukaryota, Metazoa, Nematoda, Chromadorea, Rhabditida, Strongyloididae. Bases 1 to 1437 code for a protein of 478 amino acids. Gene Ontology annotation, biological process: regulation of transcription by RNA polymerase II.
AUGCAACGUGUUAAUGUACCACCUUCUAACAUGCCUAUGAAUCAAAUGCAUAAUCGACCAGUUCAGUAUGUAAAUUCUCCACAACAACUUCCUUUUAUGGUUAGAAGGCAGGGUGGUGGUUUACCUCAACAACAACAACAACAACAGCCUAUGCAACAAAUGCAUCCCCAACAACAAGGUAAUAUGCAAAAUCAACAACAAAGUAGACAUCAAAUGAAUAUGAAACGGAAAAGAAAAUACUGUGAUAAAGUGUUGUCUGAUUCUAUACUUCAAGUUGUUCCUGAUGGUCAUAGUUAUAUGGAUCUCCUUGCUUAUGAGCAAAAAUUUGAUUCUCUUUUUAUGAAGAAAAGAACUGAAUAUCAAGAGUCAUUAAAACGUGUUUCUAAAAUAAAAAAAAAGCUUCGUAUAUUUAUUUCACACAAUUUUGUUGCUGGUGUUGAACCAAAAGAUGGUGAAAGUAAUGGAACUGCUCCAUAUUUUGAACUUCGUGUGGAGGGACGGCUUUUGGAUGAAGAUAAGAUUUCUGAUAAAUCUUCAACGACCACAUCUAAUAGUAAAACUAUUCCACCCCCUACACCAAAGAGAAAAUUUAGUACGUUUUUUAAGAAUCUCGUUAUUGAAUUGGAUCCUCAAAUAUAUGGCCCGGAUAAUCAUUUAGUUGAAUGGCAUCGUUCACCAACAACAUCAGAAACAGAUGGUUUUCAAGUUAAACGCCCAGGUGAUGGUGAUGUUAAAUGUAAGAUUUACCUUCAUUUGGACCAUUCUCCAGUCAAAUACAAAAUUCAUCCAAGACUUUCUAAACUUCUUGGUAUUUCUUUAGAAACAAGGCAAAAAGUUAUUGAGCAUUUUUAUCAUUACAUUAAAACAAAUAAUCUUCAAGAUCCAGUUAAUCGAGAUAGAAUAAAUUGUGACUUUUAUUUAAAACAACUAUUUCAAGUAGAAUAUUUUAAAACUGUUGAGUUGCCACAGCGUUUAAUAUCCUUUUUAUCAACUCCUGAUCCAAUUGUACUUUAUCAUACUAUUUCAAAAUCAGAAAAAAAUACUCAAUGUGUUGAUAUAGAAGUUGAAUUACAAGAUCCAACAAAAGGUAUGAUAUCAUCAUUCCUUCAAAAUUCAACAAACCAACCAGAAAUUAAUUCAUAUGAUGAGAAAAUUGCUGAUGCUAUAGAUCAAUUGAAUGAAAUAAAACUCCGUCGUGACUUUUUCCUUCGUUUUGCUGAUAAUCCUAAAGGACACAUUGAGAAAUGGUUAGUUUCUCAAAGUAAAGAUUUGGCUGUUUUGAAAGAUGAUGGUUUGUAUACAGAUUUAAAUGUUGACGAAACCGCUGAAUCAUAUUAUAAUCCACAAAUUAGUGAAGCUAUCUAUCGCUACACAUACAAUAAAAUAUUACUAAAACGUGGAGAACUUGAACAAGUACUUGGUGUUAAAAAUAAUUAA